AUGGCGCCUCAGCCCUGGCGAGCGCUGGUGGCCAGCCUGUGUCUGUGGCUCUGCUUGUGUGGCCAUGGGGGUGGCUUGGGUUGCAGCCAUGCACAGCUGGCAUACUCAGUACGUUUUGGCCACAAUGCGAACCCAACAAGAAGCAUCCACGUGAGCUAUGGUGGCAGCAGCCCCAUGGUCCUGCAGCACUACUGCAAGGGGCAUGGUCCUGACAAAGGGGAGCCAAAGGCGGCAAUGUACCUGGGGAAGGAUGUUUUCAUCAGCCUGGAUGCUUUUGAGAGCAGCCUCUCCCCACUCUCCAUCCCAGACGAGCUUGAGGCUAAGGAAGCUAUUGUCAGCGCCAUCACAUUCGUGCACAAGGACAGGAUCUCGGUGGUGGUGAACAGCCAGGCCUACAUGUAUGUCAAGAGCCUCAACAGCAGGCGCUCAGUCUCCAACAGCCAUAUCUUCCUUUCACAGGAUGGGGGCUACAUGUUUACAUGCUUUGAGACUAGUACAAGAGAGCAAGGAGUGCUGCUCAGGGUCUACAACUUCAUCUCCUUUGCCAUGACCAGCCUGCUGAUUGACAGAAGAGGAGAGGAUGGGGCAGGGAAGGCAGCAGGGACCUAUUUCAGGUACAAUGGUACCAAAACCAGCCAUGUGUCCAACCACAUCUCUACCACCUUCCACCUGCUGCCCAAAGGCCCUGAUAAGCUUUGGAGUAUCCAGAAUCUUGCCUUGAGGGGUUUCAUCACCCUCUGGACAACAGAUACUUCAUUUCUAUCGGCCAACAAUGGCUUGAUCAUGGAAGAAUUAGCAGUCUGGGGAUCUCAGCAGUCCUGCAGUGUGGAGAUCCUCACAGGAGACUUCUGGAACAAGAUAUAUUACAUUGACAUGCAUGAAAGUCUGACUUUGAAGGCCAUAUUUGUGCCCAACCCAGGGAAGAGGUCAGUGAGCAACCCCCAUGUGCUGGCUUUCAGUGCAUGUGUAAUAGAGGUGCAAUUUACAUAUGGCAGAAACACCAAAUACCUCUUGCAUAUAGUUCAGGAUCAGCAGUAUUUCUCUGAAUUUGCAGGCGCUGACUUCUGCGAUGGCGUACGUGAUGGAGAGAUGUCUGCUGUCACUGUGGACAUCCCUGACAACCCAAUCGGUUGUACUGAUGUGGCUCCCCUGACUGCACAUGUUGCAGUGGCUUGUCCACCUACAAAGCACAUCAGAAUUGUAAAACAUGUAACAGCAUGUGACAAAAGCCUCAUUCAGGAAGCAGCACUGAGAAAUAAUUUCAGUUAUACAAUCAGCCAUAACAUAUACAACUCAGACUUUCUUGCCAGAAAACAUAUACAGCAGGACGAUCUACAGAUCAACUACAACUUUACAAAUCUGGGAUGUCCUCUUCCGGUAUAUUACAAAAAUCCUUGGAAUAGAUUUCAGGAGCACGUCCCUGCUGAAUUUGUUCUGUUUGAUAUAAAUGGAAUGCAUAACCAUGAUCAUGUUUUGACUGCGCAUGAUGCCCACUGCAUCUCUCAACCUCAAAAUUGGACUUUUUUGUUAGAGGAACAGGAGUCUCCAGAUCCAAAUACUGCAUGGACCAGAAGAAACUACAUGAGCUGUAAGGACAGAAAUGGACUUGAAUUAAAGUGGCCCUCAAUCAAGUAUCAGGUUCCCGAUGGAGAUAAAAAUAAGAUCAUUUUCCCUCCCUAUAAUGGUCUAUAUAUCUUUAAUGCCAUUGUACUGGAUACAUUUUACAGUUGUUAUGAUUUAUCUCAGUAUAUGUCUGUGGUGCUCUUCCCAGGAACUACCUACAUUUUUGGGCAUCACUGA
Nipponia nippon (crested ibis) is the source of this 1800-nucleotide messenger RNA. NCBI's taxonomy places the organism in Eukaryota, Metazoa, Chordata, Aves, Pelecaniformes, Threskiornithidae. The record is from RefSeq and is a predicted model, not a curated record.